Octopus sinensis (East Asian common octopus) is the source of this 1949-nucleotide messenger RNA. RefSeq lists its product as uncharacterized. Gene Ontology annotation, biological process: transmembrane transport. The record is from RefSeq and is a predicted model, not a curated record. The coding region runs from base 118 to 1671 and encodes 517 amino acids. The transcript is spliced from 11 exons. NCBI's taxonomy places the organism in Eukaryota, Metazoa, Mollusca, Cephalopoda, Octopoda, Octopodidae. Gene Ontology annotation, molecular function: transmembrane transporter activity.
CUUCCAUGAAAUAGACGUUCAUAAGUUAAUUACUGCCAGCAAUGAAGGAAUUGUUAUUAGGGCUUUUAUUACUAUUAUCAUUACUUUAAUGUUAUUAUUACUUUAAGUAAUUUAGCAAUGGCCACUAACAGUGAGAUCGCUGUUGACAAAACACAACCAGCAAGAAAGCGGGUUUGGAAAUUUUAUCUCACUUUUUUCGGGAUUACCUUACUUCAUCUAAGUCUCGGGGCCCCGUUUAUUAUAGGUAACAUUAUACCGUAUGUUGUGUCCUACAUGCGGCUGGUAGGUAAAGACGCAACGCUAACAUACAAUGAUGGAAUUUGGUUGACGUCUAUGGGAACAACAGGCUUUGGUCUCAGUAUGAUAUUUACAACUUAUAUAGAAAAGGUUUUGGGCUUUAGAAAAACAAUUCUGUUUGGUUCAUUAAUCCAGAGUGGUUCUACCUUAUUGUCAUAUUACACAAUCCAGAGUUCCUAUUACUCUUUUGUAAUAACUGAAGGAUUUCUCAAUGGUGCCGGCGGUUCCAUUCCUUAUGUUGUGACAGUGUCCUGUGCCAUGAAGUGGGUGCCAAAUCGAAAAGCUACAGCUACAGGAUUUGUCCUCUGUACACAUGCUCUGUCGGCAACCAUUUUCACUUAUGUGUCCAGUAUAUACAUCAAUCCAGACAAUUACCAAGAAAACGAAGUUAUCAAUGGAGAAGCUUACUUUAACCAGAAAGACCUUCUUGCACGAGUUCCGAAGUGUUUUUUAAUGUUGGGUUUUGUCUUCCUAGUAUCUCAAUUAAUCAGUAUCUGUAUGAUUUCGAACCCCAAGGAGGAAACGACGACAAUUGUCAUUCAAAAUGACGCCGCCAAUGUUGAUGACACUGAGGGAUCAGGAAAAGAAAAUAAAUCAUUUCAAGAUAACGAUGUGGCGAUACAAUUACAGAAUGAGGCAAAUGACAUUCAGACCCAAAAUAUUCAGGAUGAAAAUAAAAAGGAAAUGAUGGAUAAAUCACCAAUAGGAACAGCAUCAGAAAAAGAAAGUGAGCCUGAAGAAGAUUAUUUUACUCCUUUCCAAAUGGUAAAGACGAAGCAGUUUUACUCUUUAUGGUUAUUAACCUUCAUUCUGAGCAUGCAGUAUACAACGAUAGUAGCUGUUUAUAAGAUCUAUGGAAUGACAUUCAUCUCAGAUGAUAACUUCCUUACCAUUCUUGGUUCUGUUUGUGCAGUUGGCAAUGCCGUCGCCAAAAUGAGCUGGGGACUUAUAUGCGAUAAAUUAUUAUUUAAGGAUUCCACCAUACUUCUGUGUUUAUCUGUAUCUCUUUUGUAUCUCCUCCUCAAUGUUUCAUCAAUGGUCGGACGAUACUUUUACUUUAUUAUUGCAUUACUAACGUAUGUGGUUCCUGGUGGGAUAUACGUUGUAAUGCCGUAUAUAAUCAGUAAGAGUUAUGGUCUCAAGUACUACGCAAGUAACUGCGGAACGGUGUAUUCGUCACUGGUAAUAUCGGGUCUUUUAAAUCCAUUUAUUUUAAAAGGCAUGCAAAAUUUCUUCGGUUGGAAUUGGACAUUUUUCUUCUUUGAAGCCAUCAGUUUUAUCGGACUAAUAUUAACGGUGAUGUUCCAGAAACCAAGGAAACCGGAACGAAGAGGGAGUACAUUGAGUGUAACUGAACACAAGUCCGAGCCCUGAUAAAUCCUGUUCAUUAUGAGCAGUAAGACCAACGCAACACAAAUAAUUGCUUCUUCACUCGUAUGUAUGGAUGUCCAUAUGAAUGUAUGUUAUGCACUGAGUUCGAACGAUUGAUAGGAGAUACAAGCCAUGUUACUAGCAUCUGCAAUUUUAAUGUACCUUAAAGUAUACAUAUGAAGUUUUUUUUAUGUAUGUAAGCAUAUAGAUAAAAAAAAACAGAUCAACAUACAGACGGAUAGGUAAAUUGGUUAUAAGAACAGACACAUAUGGAGAACCGG